Ilex paraguariensis (yerba mate) is the source of this 1617-nucleotide messenger RNA. NCBI's taxonomy places the organism in Eukaryota, Viridiplantae, Streptophyta, Magnoliopsida, Aquifoliales, Aquifoliaceae. The record is from the annotation of a GenBank genome assembly.
AUGACGACACUGGUACUAUAUUUUGCAGAUGAUCAUUUAUACAUAAAUUGUGGUGGUGAGCAAGUAUCAAUCAAUGAUAAUAAUUAUGAAGCAGAUUUGCAACCAGAUGGGGGAUCAACAUUUUUUCUAAGUGGCAAUAAAAGUUGGGCUUAUAGUAGUAUGGGAAUAUUCUCGGGAGCAGACCGCAACAACUACAUAGUACAAAAAACAUGCAAUAUCUCCAUGGUUGAUGCACCUUUAUAUAAGACAGCACGCGUUUCUCCAAUAUCCUUGAAGUACUAUGGAUUUUGUCUGAAAAAUGACGUAUACAUAGUGAAACUUCACUUUGCUGAAAUAGCAUGGGAAGUAAUGAAAAAUACGUCCAGCAAGGGGAAGCGAGCCUUUGAUGUGGAAAUACAGGGUGAGAAGAAAUUGAGCAAUUUCAAUAUAGAAGCAGAAGCAGAGGGUUUGAAUAAGGAUAAAACCAUGGAGUAUAAUGUUUCUGUGAAUGACAACCGACUGGAGAUUCACUUAUAUUGGACUGGCAAAGGCUCAAUAAGUGACACAAUAAAAUAUUAUGGUCCACUUAUAUCUGCUAUAUCCGUUUCCCCUGUUCCAAGAAACAAAGCUUCUAGCAGGCUAUCUGUUGUGCAUAUUGUUGGGAUUGUAGGAUCUUUUUUGCUCUUCUUUAUAUUCAUUUUAGGUGUUUUAUGGAAGUUGGGCUGCUUUGGUGUCAAAAAAUUGCAUGAUGAAGAACUUAGCAGAAUAGAGUUGUUUCCUGGAGGGGUUUUCAAUUUCCGUCAAAUAAAAGCUGCCACACAGAAUUUUAGCACUGCUAACAAGCUAGGUGAAGGAGGUUUUGGAACUGUCUAUAAGGGCAUACUUCCCAAGGGACCUAUCAUAGCAGUUAAACAACUUUCAACAAGAUCAAAGCAAGGAAUCCGCGAGUUUGUUAAUGAAAUUAGUACUAUUUCAGCUCUGCAACAUCCACAUCUAGUGAGACUAAUGGGAUGUUGUGCAGAAGACAACCAACUCCUACUUGUCUACGAGUACAUGGAAAAUAAUUCCCUUGCACAUGCAUUAUUUGGUGCAGAGGAACUCAAAUUAGAACUAAAUUGGCCAACUAGGGUCAAAAUUUGCCUAGGUAUAGCAAAAGGUCUGGCUUUUCUCCAUGAAGAAUCAAAAUUGAAAAUUGUCCAUAGAGAUAUUAAGCCAACAAACAUUCUGCUAGACGAGCAUUUCAAUGCAAAGAUAUCUGAUUUUGGAUUUGCUAAGCUUUAUGAAGAGGAAAAGACACACGUCAUCACCCGAAUAGCUGGAACAACGCCUUUUGCAGGGGAUAUAUGGCACCUGAGUAUGCCAUGCGAGGUUACUUAACAGAUAAAGCAGAUGUUUAUAGCUUUGGAGUUGUGACUCUCGAAAUUAUCAGUGGGAAGAACAAUGCCACCUCUAGGCCAAAUGAUCAGAGUGUCUACCUUCUAGAUUUGGUGAGCCAAAUGCAAAUCCACACUCUAUUAACUUUGUUUGUGAGUGUUUAUAUGCUCGUGUGUCCAUGCUUGAAAAAGAAAAUCAUCAUGACGAAAAAAAAAUUUGUUGAUGCAUUGUCUAUAUAUAAAAAGCCUUCUCACUAGAUUACUA